AUGGAAACUUACUUUGGUUACGUAAAAACACCACAAGAUGCGAUAUUACUGUUCGAAGCAUGCCGUAUGGGGUACCUGGCUCGUAUACAGCGCCGUCUAUCCGAAAGAGAACGAUCAGCCAUACGCUCGGGUUCAGUAUUCGUUUGGGACGAACGUGAGGCCGGAAUGAGAAGAUGGACCGAUGGAAAAAGUUGGUCGGCCAGCCGAGUAAGUGGAAGUUUUCUCACAUAUCGUGAGUUAGAGUCGAAACGAAAGACCAAUUCGCGGGGAAGUAAUAAUCCGAAUGACUUGUCAAGUGAGGAUACGGAUUCCAGCGAAUCAUAUAGUAAUAGCGGGAAAAAGAUUGCCUCAACCACGGAACAAUGUCGAUAUAAACAUGGGGGAUUGGUGAAACAGUCGUUCAGCAUCACAACAAAUAAUCAUCAGAAACUACAUCUGAUCUGUUAUUACACCAAAGCUGAUGUCAUUGGCGAGAAAUUACAGAUUCCAUUGCAGGAUGAGAAACUUAAGAUUCCGAUCCCAAAAGGAAUGUAUCCGGAAACUCAAAAUGUUGAUGGUUCCGUUGGUCCACAUGGAGGUCAUUAUCCUGAUAACCGACUCGAGAGAUCCUUAUCACCGAGUCCAUAUAGUUGGCAAUUACCGCAACCAGCAGCCGCUCAUCUGCCUGGCAGUCUACCAAAUACACUUCUUCACGGUGGCAAUAAUUCUUCACAUGCUCAUCAUCAACAUCGACAUUCCUCAGGUGGACAAGAACCCAUGCAAAUUGAUACUCCACAUUCAGCAUGUUCUACUCCAUCAAUUUCAUCUUCACCCUCGACAAUCGAAGAAGAUUUCAACGAUUAUCAUCGUCGACAGAAUCCACUAUCGGCAAUUGGUGCACAUCUCGGUUCAAAUUCAAAUGGAUCAAGUAUAUCAUUACCGUCAUAUCCACCCGCCAAUUAUAUUCAAUCAGAAUCCAAUUCUACAACCGGAGCGACUUUCUCUGGCGGAUCACAGCCAAUAAAUAUUCCUGCUCCCGGAAGAUACGUAUUCCCACCGCCACAACAAGCUCCAUUCCCAUCCUCAUAUCCUCCUCAUUCUUCGUCACAUCAUAUCCAACAAUCAAAUAAUAAUAGCAAUGGAAUAGCGAAGAUCAACGACAACUAA
Molecule: messenger RNA, 1146 nt
Organism: Ambispora gerdemannii
Lineage: Eukaryota; Fungi; Glomeromycota; Glomeromycetes; Archaeosporales; Ambisporaceae
Source: the annotation of a GenBank genome assembly